This is a messenger RNA of Oppiella nova, 273 nucleotides long. The record is from the annotation of a GenBank genome assembly. Lineage: Eukaryota; Metazoa; Arthropoda; Arachnida; Sarcoptiformes; Oppiidae.
AAGGGAAAGGGAAAGGACUCGAAGGCGCCGCCGAAGAAGAAGGAAGGAGGAGGUGGUGGCAAAGCCAAGAAGAAGAAGUGGUCCAAAGGCAAGGUUAGGGAUAAGCUAAACAACCUGGUCCUUUUCGAUAAGGGCACGUACGACAAGUUCGUGAAGGAGGUGCCCUCCUAUAAGCUCAUCACCCCAUCCGUCGUGUCCGAGCGGCUGAAGAUCAGGGGGUCGUUGGCCCGGAAGGCGCUGUUNAACCCUGUAACUUUUGAUAAUUCAUUUUAA